AGAGUUUCCUUUCCGCUCCUCUGGCAAGUGAGCCACGAGGUAACCAGAUUGGGUGAGUUAACCGGGAUGGGAGAGCUCACACACCACGACCAGGGUGAAUGCCUGCCUACUGUGGGCAAUGGUGUGCCUGAUGGGGCCAUUUGAGGGGGAGUGAUACUUCAAAAGCUGCCUAUUCGUCGUCCUUGGGGGGUACGCCGUCUCCUGCUGCGAGGCGGAGAGGCGCGCACACCGAAAGCUUUGCCCAUCCCUCUCUCUCUCUCUCUCUCUCUCUCUCUCUCUCUCUCUCUCUCUCUCUCUCUCUCUCUCUCUCUCUCUCUCUGUUAUAUGCAGUCUCCGUCCUCGAGGUGGAGAGAAUCUCACACGGAAAGCGCUCGCCAUCUCUCCUCUCACACCCACCCUCUCUCUCUCCCUCCCGCGUCCUCUCUCUCUCUCUCUCUCUCUCUCUCUCUCUCUCUCUCUCUCUCUCUUGUGCUUCACGUUUGUCUACACUCUGUAUAUCUCUUAGUGAGAUAUGGCGCCAGGUAUGAAGUUCUGGGACGACUGGGUUGAUCCUGCAGACAUGGCCGCCAUGUGGGAAAGGAGUGACGUGUACGCUGAAUGGAUCGCGGCGGGGGAGCGGCCUGGGCGUAAGGUGCACAUGUCCAAGCUGUCGGACGGAAAACCAUAUGUCACACAGACAGAGAUGUGGGCGAUGGCGAAUAUCAUCAUACAGAGGCACUUCAAGGGGGCCGUGGAACCGGCUAUGGUGUGCGCCAUAGCCGAACUCGAGAGUAGCCGACAGCCCUUGGCUUAUCGUUUCGAGCCUGCUCUUGGGGAGGCCAGCACCGGGCUGAUGCAGACCCUCCAGUCUACCGCUGAAUGGCUUGCCCGAGAUAUGGGUUAUCACGCCUACUCCGUGGACUGGGCGGUUACCCUCUUGUACAGACCUUUCGUCAGCGUUUACUAUGGCGUUGCCUAUAUCCACUGGCUCUCCUCUUAUUGCGGAAAGCAGCAGUCUGAGGAGUUCAUCGUCCGAGCAUACAAUGGUGGUCCCCACGGCUCGCAUUCCAAGGCUACCUUGCAUUAUUGGCAGCGCUAUCAAUCUGUGAAGAAGGCUAUCCCGAUUCCGAAGACCCCUGUGAAGAAGGUUAUGCCUGUCAAGCUAGAGGCUGAGAAAGUGAAGACGGUGGAAGUUAUGAAGCCUGUCUCUGUCGAUGGUGGAACUGUGGAAGCGCAAGAGCUGCCGGUGGUGAGCUCGGGUACCACCAAAGAGUGGAGUUUUUGGGAGGAGAAGGCGUCAGCAGAGGACAUGAUGCAGCUGUGGAGGAGACCAGAGAUUAGGAAAGAGUGGCUGAGGGCGGGAGAGAGGCAUGGGAGGGUGAGGAUCUGUAGGGAUGCACAGAAGAGGCCGUACUUGACCAAACUGGAGCUGCGGGCAGUUGUAGAAAUCACUCUAGAAAACCAUUUUGCAGGUAAGGAGAUCGAUCCCUUGAUGCUUUGUGCCCUCGCAGAAAUAGGCAGCCAGCGGCUCAUCUAUGGGCCAGGAGAGAAUCAAACUGGCCUCAUGCAGACGGAAUUGACGACUGCGCAAUGGCUGUUUAGGGACAUGGGGUUCAAAAAGUACCGGGUGGAUGUCCCCGAUGCCCUUUCCCAGCCAUUUACUUCAACGUAUUUCGGAGCGGCCUAUGUUCAGUGGCUUGCUGAGCACAAUGGCAAGAAGCAGAGUGAGGAGUUCAUUGUUAGGGGUUAUGGAGGGGGCCCUGGUGGUAUUAAUCGUCCAGCCACCGUGACCUAUUGGCUGAAGUACCUGGAGGCCAAGGCAAUGUACGCAAAGGAAUGGAACCUGAAAGACAGUCGCCGCUUCAAUAGGUGCUCUGUGCAAUAGGGGGAUCUCUGGAGGAACUGGGAUUAAUCAUGGGUGUUAUAUGAUGGUCUUAUCCCUUCGCCUUGCUAAAAAUAGACAUGGGUGUUAUCACUUUUUGCCUUGCUAAAAAUAGACAUGGGUGGUUAUAUCCCUUUGCCUUGCUAAAAAUAGGACAUUGUUCUGAACACAGAAGCAGGAGGUUUGUGUGCCAACGGCGGUUCUAGGUCAUCUCUGUCCUCCUACUGCAGUAGGAGUAGGAGGACAGACGCGAUGUGAUAUACUCCUCUUCUCGGCAUUUUCUCAGUCACAAUCAGUCAGGGAGCCACAUGCUGCCGCUGAUGGAGGAGAGCGAGGUACAACCUUGUGGUGUUGUGCUUGGUGUGUGUCAAAUUGGACACUACAACCUUGCAGGGGACCGGCGGCGUUCCACUUUUGAACACCAUGUCGUGGCCGUAGUGGGUAAGAGACUUGGCUCUUGAGGCCAUGUCGUGGCUGUAGUGGUUAAGAGACUUGGCUCUUGAGGCCGCUGUAGUGGGUAAGAGACUUGGUGCUUGAGGCCGUGUCGUGGCUGUAGUGGGUAAGAGACUUGGCUCUUCAGGUGGAGGUCGCCCGUUCGAAUCUGUGCUUGCACAGAGGAGGACCUUGUGGGCCGUGAGGACCUUGGGCCCCCAGAUGUAGGGAUCUGUAACUACUUAGGCAGUUGCCUCAAAGUAUUUGUGAUGGCUGUGUCAUUGCUGCGCUCUGCACAUCCAUGGACCUAGACAAGUUUGAAUGGUUUUCCUUUGCAAGAAAGUGAAGGUGCUGGCAGUUCAAACAUGUUUACUUUGUUGGGGUGGCUGCUCCAGGCAAAGAAAUUGGAUUCCGACCCUUGCCGUGGCCUAGCUUAACUAGGGUCAGGCUUCUGAGUCACACUUGUAACCGUUUCUCGUCGUCUCAGUUUACAGACUCAAAGAGUGCAUGCUGCCACCAGCACAGGGGAUGCAACGACCAUGUGCGCUGAACCGUGACCCUUGAGCCUCUGAUGGCCCACCACAGUUGUACGGCACCCUCACGAGAUUCAGGAGAUGUGUGUGUUGCAACGGGGUGCCAGAUUUGACUAUGGUGUUGUCAUUCGGGUGAGCGCAGGCGCAGUCAGGUUCAUGCACCUAUGAGGACAGUCUCAGUUCCGGGCCAGGGUUCCCCUGUGAGUCCCCUAUGAGUCAGUCGGUCCUGUAGCCGGGAUGUCCCCCGCAACUGUGCCAGUUUUGACUAUAAUGGUGUUAUCGUUGGGGUGAGCACAGGUGCGGUCAGGAGGUGUGCGCAGGCGCGGUCAGGUUCAUGCUCCUGUGGCAGUCUCAGUUCCGGACCAGGGUUCCCCUACGACUCGGUCCCAUAGCCGGGAUGUCCCAUGACGUACUAGCUGGUAAUGUCUUGGACUUUCUUUGUAGUUUCUGUAAAGUGCAUUUUGUGUUUGGAAAGGGCAGAGACGCAAGUGUACUUCAUUCGGAAUUUUUGUUGACGUUUGGUAUUAAAAUUGUGGAAACUCUUUGGCCAAUUAGGAAUCCGCGCCUUAGCGAACGCAUGUAACUCGAGUUACUUGCAAACAUCAGACUUUAUGUAUGCAGGCCUGUUUCGGAUUUUUCAAGCCAUAGCGAGCAUAAUAUGCACUUUUGUGUUCUUGAAGGCUAGUUAGGGCAUACUCACACGAUGACUUUUUCCACAAAGCUCUCUGGACGUGAUUGCAGUCAGGUGCAUCCUGGUUUGGCUUUAAUUGCAGUCAGAUGCAUUCUGGAAAGCGCUAGUGUCAGUAUGUCCUCAGUCUGGGCGCGAUGGUGCACACGUAGGAAUAGAGAGACUUUUCCUCCUAUCUGACAUUUCGCCUCUUUUCCUUGUUGGUGUCCAUCAUUCUGCUAGCAUCCUCACUCUUUUGGCGCACUGGUGCCUCAAUCCUCUGUUCUUGCUGCAUACGCCGCCAGAAAUUCUCAGACUAUCACCAUCUCCCUGACCAUUUCAAAUCAACAAUCUUGAAAUCAUUGACCUCUUUCUCAAGUUCCCCUCCCCUUCUUUCCCGUCUUCCUCUUCAUGGGCCGGCACUUUGCAUGUCAUGAUUGGGUCGAUGCGUGGAGGGAGGCAGAAGUUCCCCAUGCCACAGUUCGAUCAUGCGACUCGCAAAGCACUCCCUUCCAUCUGCACUCUUCUCUCCCUCCUCCCUGGAUGGGAUCGUUGGGGUUGGCUAGCUCAGUAUGCGCAGCCCAAAUUCUCUCUCUCUCUCUCUCUCUCUCUCUCUCUCUCUCUCUCUCUCUCUCUCUCUCUCUCUCUCUCUCUCUCUCUCUCUCAUGUUAUGGGAAAGUCCCAAUGGGUUCAUGCCAGUCAUGCGGGGUGGACGAGCAAGCUGCGAUGGACUGCUGAUCGGCUUAAGUGGGUUGACGACCAGGAUGAUCUAUCUGUAAUUCUUACAGAAGUUAGCGUGAUCAUCAGGGCUGGCUAGCUCGGCGUGUAAUGUGGUGGUCGGAUGGGGAAGUCCCGAUGGGCUAGUGCCAAUCAUGCGGGGUUGUCGAGUGAGCUGCAAUGGACUGCUGAUCGGGUUGAUCGGGUCAUAUGCGGUGACAAUCACAGGAUUACGUGCAAGUGUCGAGGUGGGGUGACGGACUGUCCACAUGCAACUUGGUUACUCUUGGAUGCUCAGUGGCGAAUCGAGUGAGAGAGAGGCGUAAUGUGUCUCCCCUAGUUUUAAGCGGCUUUUCCUCUUCGAGUGAGAGAGAGGUGUAACGUGCUUCCCCUA
Chara braunii is the source of this 4604-nucleotide messenger RNA. NCBI's taxonomy places the organism in Eukaryota, Viridiplantae, Streptophyta, Charophyceae, Charales, Characeae. The record is from the annotation of a GenBank genome assembly.